AUGAUAUUGACCGAUCUACCCGCUGAAAUUCUAUUAUACAUAUUUCAAUUUAUCCAAAAUAAAAUCGAUAUAUUCUAUUCAUUUUAUGGUAUACACAAUAAGCGUUUAUAUCAAUUAAUUAAAACAAAUUUUACUGAAUCUACAGUUGAUUUAUCAGUACCAUUAAUAUUUGACAAUAAUAUUCUGAAUUACAAAUUUCUAUUAAAUAAUAUCAGUUUAAAAAUAAAACAUUUAGUCUUAAAUGGAAAUGAGCAACUUGAAUUUUUAUUUUCUUCUGAUACAAAAAUUGAUUUUCCGAAUUUAACUAAUUUAACAUUAUUAUCAAUUAAUUAUAAAAGUUUUCUUGAUUAUUCACCAAUUACAUUAACCAUCUCUUAUUUAUAUAUUUUAUUUGAUGGUAAUCCACAUAAAACUUCAAGUUCUAUUAAUGAAGAUGUUAGUCGAUAUUUAUUUUCAAAUAAAAAUAAUUUAUCAAUCGUUAUUAUAGAAAAUAUUCAUUUAUCUCGAAUAUUUGAUAUUUCAUUAUCACUUACACAAUUAAAUAUAACUGUAAAAUAUUAUUCUGAUUUAAUUUAUCUAUUAUUGAAUUCAAAUAAUAUUACAGAUUUAAAUGUUAAAUGUCAAUACUUAGAUGUCAUUGAAGGUAAUUUUUUAAUUUAG
This is a messenger RNA of Didymodactylos carnosus, 660 nucleotides long. The record is from the annotation of a GenBank genome assembly. NCBI's taxonomy places the organism in Eukaryota, Metazoa, Rotifera, Eurotatoria, Philodinida, Philodinidae.